Molecule: messenger RNA, 888 nt
Organism: Fusarium graminearum PH-1
Lineage: Eukaryota; Fungi; Ascomycota; Sordariomycetes; Hypocreales; Nectriaceae
Exons: 2
Coding region: 139-585 (148 amino acids)
Biological process (GO): protein transport; late endosome to vacuole transport; endosome transport via multivesicular body sorting pathway
Cellular component (GO): ESCRT III complex; multivesicular body
Source: RefSeq, a predicted model, not a curated record
UAGAGUUUCAGGCUCGAUUCCAGUCCACAGGCUCGUCGCGAGGCCCAAAAGGCCGCCAAGCAAGACCCCAUCCUCAAGAAGCAGAUACAGGAUCUCCUCAAGAAGGGUGAGACCCAGAAGGCGUACCAGAAGGCCAAGAUGCUUCUCUCCAAGCAGGCACUCGCUCAGCAGAUGGACCAAAUGGCCGACAUGGCUGAGCUGUCUGCUGCACAGAUCCAGGCCAACAACUCGAUGAACCGAAUGACCCAGAUGAUGGCCCAAUCAUCGCGAACUAUGAACGUCGCCCAGAAGAACACCAACCCCGAAAAGACCCUUGUUACCCUCGAGCAGUUCAAGCAGCAAAACGAAGAAUACGCCAUGUCCAACGGCAUCUACCAAGACGCUAUUACACAGUCCACCUCGACACAGGUUGGCGAGGACGCUGUCCACGAGCUCCUCGGAAAGUUGGCUGAUGAUGCUGGCCUUGAGCUCAGCAAGGAACUCAACCAAGCGACGCCUUCAACCGCGGAGCCCGCGCAGACUAAUGAGCCCAGCGCCGAAGAGGAAGAUAAACUUCAGCAGAGGCUGCGAGCUCUGCGAGCAUAGUUUUCAUAUUGUAGAACUUGUCAGUUCAGGGGGACCUUAACAUCUUCUUCCAUGGGGCAAUGAUACAACAUGCAUGGAAGUCGACUCUUCACAAGGUUUUGGUUUUGGUUUUGUUCUGGUUACGGUUUGGCGUUGGGGUUUUUCGGGAGGCGACAUGAAUUUAUCUCUAAUUUGAGAACAAUGCGAGUCUUCCAACGAUUACGAAUACACAUAUUAGAUAGGGUCACUUCUUCCACAUCUUCGUUUUCAUGGCUAUAACGUACAUGGGACACACACUGCUGCAUCCAACAGCUCUCUCAUCCA